AUGGCCCCGAAAAAGGACACCGCGAAGCGCCCGCGCGGGGCGACCCCGGCGAAGGACCCCCAACCGAAAGUCCGCCGAUCGACCGCGGCGGUGAUUGGGAAUCGCACGGAGGGGCCGCUGACGCGAUCCCCCGCCGUUCUCGCCAGCCUCAACGAAUCCAAAACGGAGGCGGCGAUUUGGCAGGGCCUGCGGCCUUUUGUCCGGCGAACGGCAGCGGACGCCUUCGAUGGGGCGGCGAUGUUGAAGUUCGGGACGUGGAAUGUGGCCGGGCUUCGCGGGCUUUUGCGCAAAAACGAGUCCGCCCUGAGCGAUUUACUCCAGAAGGAGCGGUUUGAUGUUUUCUGCCUGCAGGAGACGAAACUGAACGCCGGGGAUGCGCAAAACGCGGGGUUGGGCGAGGUGGCGGGCUACACCUUUGUGGACCACCCCUGCCAGGUGAAGAACGGCUAUUCCGGCACCCGGACGUACUUCAAAACGGCCUGCGUGGGGGACGGCUGGCGGGCCCAACACACCCGGGGGUUUAACCUCAAGAACGAAGACGAUCCCACCGACAAGGCGGACGGGGAGGGGCGGGUCUUGACGACGUGGCUUUCGCGGGCCGCGGCGGGGCCGACGCUCGCGGUGGUCAACACCUACAUCCCCAAUAGCGGGAUGAAGUUGGACCGGCUGACCUACCGCGUCGGGGCGUUUGAUCUUAAAAUCCGAGAGUACCUGCAGGCGGUGGAUGCGCGUUGUCUGGCGAACGCGCGUUCCACCACCGCGGAGGCGAACGACGCGGGGUUUAUCUGGACCGGGGAUUUAAACGUCGCGCAGUGCGAUUUCGAUCGUUUUUUUGCCGGCAAUUGGAAGACCAUGCAGCAGUGCGCGUGCUUUACGCCGGAGGAGCGGUGGUCUUUCCGGGAUACCCUUCGCGAGACCCAAUCCGUGGAUGUCUUUCGCCAUUUAUACCCCGACGCCGCGCCGGUGUAUACGUUUUGGUCGAUGCGGUUUAACGGGCGAAGUCGGGGGAUGGGGUGGCGUUUGGAUUAUUUCGUCCUCCCCGAACGAUUAGCGCGGCGGGUGGUGGAUUGCUUUGCCAUGCCGGAAGUUAUGGGAAGCGAUCAUUGCCCUGUUCAGCUGUGGUUAAAAAAACAAUGA
Messenger RNA from Phytomonas sp. Hart1, 1137 nucleotides. The record is from the annotation of a GenBank genome assembly. Lineage: Eukaryota; Euglenozoa; Kinetoplastea; Trypanosomatida; Trypanosomatidae.